AUGGAAGAGAUGUUUGCGUUCAAUGAGUGGUCAGACACGGGAAGGACUGGUCGUUGGAUACGAACAGCUGGUGGUCAGCCCUUGAGGUUAUGGUCCCGAGUGGAGUAUUUGAGUGAGUGGACAGGGAUUUCGUGGACAUGCGGUCAACACUGGAUGGGAUGGUCGCUAUCAUGGCUGGUAUUCACGGAGCCCUUCGUCCUCCACAUACCAGUGCCAGUAGUAGUGGUCCAGUGUGUGGAUGGGGAUCAUCACUUGACAAUUGGUCUCCAGAAGACAACCAUUGAAGUGAUUGUAGCAAUGGCCGAUAAUAUGAAUAAUGGUAACGAGCCGAUGGACGUUGAGUCCCAGCCCCCGACAUCGGGUACUAAUCGUACAGACAAAGUAUUUAUCGUAAAACGAUGUCAUAUGGUUGCCCAAUGGGGCUGGGAUGUGGUGGUAGAUAACUGUGCCAUUUGUCGUAAUAACAUAAUGGAGUUGUGCAUUGAAUGUCAGGCCCAAUACGGCAGUGGUGGUGAUCCCGGUGCCGAGUCGUGCACAGUGGCUCAGGGAGUCUGUAACCACGGCUUUCACUUCCACUGUAUCAGCCGAUGGCUUAAGACUCGGGCUGUCUGUCCGCUGGACAACACGGAGUGGGAGUUUCAGAAGUACGGCCAUAAUUAG
Molecule: messenger RNA, 660 nt
Organism: Oppiella nova
Lineage: Eukaryota; Metazoa; Arthropoda; Arachnida; Sarcoptiformes; Oppiidae
Source: the annotation of a GenBank genome assembly